AUGCAGUGGGCGAAGGUGCUGGGGGUGGUGGUGGGGGCUGCCGCCGUCUUGGCGCUGGGGAUCAUCCUGGGCCACUCUGCCAUCCCCAAAGGGGCUGACCCAGUGGUCCUCCAGGACCUGGACCUGGAGAUUCUGAACAGUGUCAUAGGACAGCUGGAGGCCAGCAGGAUCCAGGAGAACCUGAGAGAACUCUCCAGGGAGCCGCACCUGGCUUCCACUCCCCAGGAUGAGGCCCUGGUCCAGCUGCUGCUGCAGCGCUGGAGGGACCCAGAGUCGGGCCUGGACGCGGCCGAGGCCUCCACGUACGAGGUGCUGCUGUCUUUCCCCAGCCAGGAGCAGCCCAACCGUGUGGUUGUGGUGAACUCCCCCGGGACCGUCCUUUUCUCCUGCCGCCGGACUGAGGAGAACCUCACUGGCGAGCAGGGGGGGCCCGAUGUGGUACCACCGUAUGCCGCCUAUGCUCCCCCUGGGACCCCGCAGGGCCACCUCGUCUAUGCCAACCGGGGCUCAGAAGAAGACUUUAAGGAGCUACGGACUCAGGGCAUCGAGCUCAACGGCACCAUUGCCCUGACCCGCUACGGGGGUGUAGGGCGCGGGGCAAAGGCAGUGAACGCAGCCAGUUAUGGGGUGGCCGGGCUGCUAGUGUACACGGACCCCGCCGACAUCAACGACGGCCAGAGCUUGCCCAACGAGACUUUCCCCUACUCAUGGAAGCUGCCUCCCUCGGGGGUAGAGCGAGGCUCCUACUUUGCAUACUUUGGCGACCCCCUGACUCCCUACCUUCCGGCCACCCACUCCUCCUUCCGCCUGGACCCUGCCUCUGCCCCUGGAUUUCCCCCAAUUCCCUCCCAGCCCAUUGGCUUCGAGGAUGCAAAAGUCCUACUCUGUAACCUCAAGGGAAACUUGGCACCGGUCACCUGGCAGGGAGCCCUGGGCUGUGACUACAGAUUGGGGCCUGGCUUCCAGGCUGAUGGGGACUUCCAGGCAGACAGCCAGGUGAACAUGAGUGUGUACAACCGCCUGGAGCUUCGGAACUCCUCCAACGUCCUGGGGAUCAUCCGCGGGGCUGUGGAGCCUGACCGCUACGUGCUGUAUGGAAACCACCGGGACAGCUGGGUGCAUGGGGCUGUGGAUCCCAGCAGCGGCACUGCUGUCCUCCUGGAGCUGUCCCGCGUCCUGGGGACCCUGCUGAAGAAGGGCACCUGGCGUCCCCGCAGAUCAAUCGUGUUAGCCAGCUGGGGGGCCGAGGAGUUUGGGCUCAUUGGCUCCACAGAAUUCACGGAGGAAUUUUUCAGUAAGCUGCAGGAGCGCACUGUGGCCUACAUCAACGUAGACAUCUCGGUGUUUGCCAACGCCACCCUGAGGGUGCAUGGGACGCCUCCAGUCCAGAGCGUCAUCUUCUCUUCGACCAAACAGAUCCCCGCCCCAGGCCUUGGAGGGCUCACCAUCUAUGGCAACUGGAUCCGGCACCUGAACCGCAGCAGCUCGGUGUAUGGCGUGGUCCCCAGGUUGACCCCUCUGGGUGCCGGCAGCGACUAUGCACCCUUCCUUCACUUCCUGGGCAUCUCCUCCAUAGACAUUGCCUACACCUAUGACACAAGCAAGACCUCCGCCCGGAUCUACCCCACCUACCACACAGCCUUCGACACCUUCGAUUAUGUGCAGAAGUUCGUGGACCCUGGUUUCGGCUGCCACCGGGCGGUGGGCCAGACAGCAGGCAGCGUGCUGCUCCGGCUCAGUGACAGCCUCUUCCUGCCUCUCAACGUCAGCGACUACAGCGAGACCCUCCGCAGCUUCCUGCAGGCUGCCCAGCAGGACCUCAGGGCCCUGCUGGAGCAGCACAACAUCGACCUGGGGCCCCUGGUGAGCGCGGUCGAGAAGUUUGAGGAGGCAGCUGCAGCUCUGAACCAACGCAUGCUAGCACUGAAGGAGGGCAGCCCCGACCCCCUGCAGGUCCGGAUGUUUAACGACCAACUGAUGCUCUUAGAACGGGCCUUUCUGAACCCUCGAGCCUUCCCAGAGGAACGCUACUACAGCCAUGUGCUCUGGGCACCCCGCACGGGAGGAGUGGCCACAUUCCCAGGCCUGGCCAAUGCCUGCUCCAGGGCCAACAACACAGCUCCAGGAUCUGCAGCCUGGGCUGAGGUGCAGCAGCAGCUCAGCAUCGUGGUGACGGCCCUGGAGGGCGCAGCAGCCACCCUGAGGCCUGUGGCUGACCUCUGACACCAGCCCUCUUCAUUCAGCUCCCCCCAACACCCUU
Trichechus manatus latirostris (Florida manatee) is the source of this 2260-nucleotide messenger RNA. It is a transcript of the gene NAALADL1, whose product is annotated as N-acetylated alpha-linked acidic dipeptidase like 1. Gene Ontology annotation, molecular function: carboxypeptidase activity. Bases 1 to 2223 code for a protein of 740 amino acids. Lineage: Eukaryota; Metazoa; Chordata; Mammalia; Sirenia; Trichechidae. The transcript is spliced from 18 exons. The record is from RefSeq and is a predicted model, not a curated record.